Molecule: messenger RNA, 1593 nt
Organism: Misgurnus anguillicaudatus (oriental weatherfish)
Lineage: Eukaryota; Metazoa; Chordata; Actinopteri; Cypriniformes; Cobitidae
Source: RefSeq, a predicted model, not a curated record
AUGGGGGCUUUUGUGAGAAGGCCCAUCCAGCCAUUACAGCAAGCCAAAGUGGAUGAAAGCCUUGUUAAGAUGAUAGCAAAGGACUUUCAGCCAUUUUCAAUAGUUGAAAAUGAGGGGUUCAGGGAAUACAGCCAGACCCUAAACCCCUCAUAUGUCCUUCCAAGUAGGCACACAAUCUCAAGGCGGAUGCUGCCAAAUAUGUAUGAAAAGGUCAGAGCAGACCUUAAGGAUAUCAUCAAGGAUGUUUCAGCUGUGUGCCUCACCACAGACUGCUGGACCUCCAGAACAACUACUAGCUACAUUGCUGUCACAUGCCAUUACAUAUCUGACUUUGAACUGAAGAGUGCCUUGUUGGAUUGCUGCACCAUAACAGAACAUCACACUGCUGAACAGCUGGCAUAUAAGUUGGAUCAAGUGACACAGGAGUGGGGCAUACAGGGCAAAGUUGCUGCCUGUACCACAGACAACGCCAAAAACAUUGUUAAACCUGUCAAGGAUGUGCUGAAGUGGAAUCACGUUGGUUGUAUGGCACAUACUUUAAAUCUGGUUGUCAGGCACUCAUUAGAGGGGCCUGACAUACAGGCAAUCAUACAAAAAGUCAAGAACAUCACUGAAUACAUGAGGAAAAGCACAGUGGCUGCUGCAAAACUGCGUGAAAUUCAAAAACAGAUGGGUCAGGACGAGUUGCGGCCAAAGCAAGAUGUAGCAACGCGCUGGAACUCAACGUUUUACAUGCUCCAGCGCAUGCUACAGAUCAAAGAGCCCUUGGUUUCCACUUUGGCAAUUGUAAAUCCCACAAUGCCAACAUUAACCCUCCAGGAGUGGGAGAAUGUGAAGGAGGCCUGUGAUGUUCUUCAACCUUUUGAAGAAAUCACGACUGAGAUGAGCUCAGAGAGCUUUGUGACAGGUUCAAAAGCUAUCCUGAUUGCACGAGGGUUACAACGAUUUAUAUCCCAUAAACAGCGAACCCCCCCAAAAAGUGCAACAGUUUUGGACCUGAUCAACAGGCUUGCAGCCGAAAUGGACAAAAGACUUUCACUGCUGGAAAGGGUCCCUGUACUGGCUGAUGCCACCUUUUUGGACCCAAGGUUUAAAAAGUAUGCCUUUGUGAAUGACAGGUAUGCAGCUGAGGCUCAGGCUAGAGUGGAGAGAGCAACCACACGUGCAGCAACACCAUCAUCAGGUGAAGUUGAAGAGGUUGAAGCUGCCACCUCAGCUGCUGCAACUGCAAGCACUCCAAGUCAGCCUGUGCCUGUGGUUUGGGCUGACUUUGAGGAGAGGGUGACCAGUUUGAGGCCAAAUCUGCAGAACCCCCAUGCAGAGUCCUUGCUUGAGGUCAAGGGGUUUCUAUCAGAGCAGCUUAUUCCCCGCACAGCUGAUCCCUUGGAGUGGUGGAAGGUGCGGUCACUUGUGUACAAAAACUUGUGCACUGUGAUGAAGACCAGGUUGUGCAUAGUUGCAACGUCAGUGCCCUCAGAGAGAGUUUUUUCCAAAACAGGGCAAAUCCUGUCAGAGAGGAGGAGCAACCUGACCACCGACAAAGUUGGUCAGCUGGCAUUUUUGAAUGCCAACCUUCAACGCACAAAAAAAUAA